UUUUGGCGCCAUCGCUACCGGGACCACAGCUAGGUUUGCGGUGCUGCGUGCCAUUCAUUUGCCAUUCAUAUCUCGACGGAAAACGGACGCGUUCACUUGCGGUGCGGCUCACGCAAAGUGCUCUUAGAAAAGACAAAGGAAGUAACGACCAACACCACCCCCCCAUACAGAAAGUGUAAUCUCCGGUGUGGAAAGUGCAGGCUAUAGUUUUGUACAGCCGGCUAGAUUGUUUUGUAUUUGUGUGCUGCUAAACCCCCUAAAUUGUACGUGUGUGAAGAAAAGAUGGUUCUGGAAAAGGAAAACUUUGCCGAAAACAUGGAGACCAUCAUCAAGAACACUCGCAAAGUGCUGACGGAAAGUGGAGCUAACGUGGCGUCCCCGACCAAGACCACCCCGAUGGAGGAGGGUAAAGCACCCGGCGACGAAGGUACGUCCGAUCCGAAGGAGCUGGCCAAGAGCGAACUGUCCGAGGUGCAUUUGCGUGAAUCGGCACCGUUCGAUCCGUCGAUCGAACCACUGCUCCGGGACAACCCACGGCGAUUUGUGAUCUUCCCCAUCCAGUAUCCGGACAUUUGGCAGAUGUACAAGAAGGCCGAAGCAUCGUUCUGGACCGUGGAAGAGGUAGACCUAUCGAAGGACAUGAAGGACUGGGACUCGCUGAAACCGAGCGAACGUCAUUUUAUCUCGCACGUGCUGGCCUUCUUUGCCGCGUCCGACGGUAUCGUGAACGAGAAUCUGGUCGAACGGUUCAGCCAGGAGGUGCAGGUAACGGAGGCGCGCUGCUUCUACGGCUUCCAGAUUGCGAUGGAGAACGUCCACAGUGAGAUGUACUCGCUGCUGAUCGACACGUACAUCCGUGAUUCGAAGCAAAGAGAGUUCCUGUUUAAUGCCAUCGAAACGCUACCGUGCGUGAAGAAGAAGGCAGACUGGGCGCUUAACUGGAUCUCGAGCAAGAAGGCUAACUUUGGCGAGCGUGUGGUCGCAUUUGCUGCCGUCGAGGGUAUCUUCUUCAGCGGCAGCUUUGCGUCCAUCUUCUGGCUCAAGAAGCGUGGCCUUAUGCCGGGUCUUACCUUCUCGAACGAGCUGAUUUCGAGGGACGAGGGAUUGCAUUGUGAUUUCGCCUGCCUGAUGUUCAAGUAUCUGGUGCAGAAGCCUUCGAAGGAGCGCGUGACGGAGAUCAUCCGCGAUGCGGUAGUGAUCGAGCAAGAAUUUUUGACGAAAGCCCUGCCGGUCGAUAUGCUCGGCAUGAAUUGUGAUCUGAUGUCGCAGUACAUUGAGUUUGUGGCGGAUCGUUUGCUGCUGGAGUUGGGCUGUGACAAGAUCUACCACACGAAGAACCCGUUCAGCUUCAUGGAGUUCAUCUCGCUCGAGGGCAAGACGAACUUCUUCGAGAAGAAGGUCGGCGAAUACCAGAAGUGGGGCGUGAUGGCAAACCGUCUUGACAAUGUGUUCACGCUCGAUGCAGAUUUCUGAGUCGCGUUAAGGGAGGUCAUUAGGUGGCUGAUGAGCGCUAGAGAAUUGAACAGGGUCAGUGGUCAGUCAGACGCAGCCGGUAUGCGCGUGUACUGCCUUGGCGCGGCAACAGUGUGAUUUCGUUGUGUGGGGUUAACGCAACGCUCUUCCCCCGUCUCAUCCCACCAUCAUCGAUCCUUCGGGAUGAAAUUUGUAUUUCGGUUUUUUUUUCUUCUUCUUUAAGACAGCUUUAUUUCCGCGACUGGACAAUACUUGUGGCACCGGGCCAUCAGCGAAAGGGUCAAGAUUUGAUUUGUAAUGCCUUAUUAGACACGAAAAUUAUGUACAUUUUUUCGCUUUUAUUUCAAUUAUUAUUUUAAAACUAUCAUCUCUCCUCUGAACUGACCGAAAAAUUGUCCGAGCCUCAUGUAAACCACUGCGCGAAAAGUCGAUUCUUUUUUAUGUGUUUUUCAAGUGCACUAACUCUACGUUUCUCUAGGAUAAGGAUUAGUUAAAGUUAGUCGUACCGGUUCGCGAUGCAUCAUACAUUAAUUCUACAAAUCGAAAUAGCAUAGCCAGCAGCAGGGAGGGAGAUGGUUAAAUUGCGGAUGGUGGAGAGCACUUGACACGAGUUGUGUGUUCUAUUGAUUCACGAGUGGAGAGAGAUGGGUCGAAUGCAGUUUGACUAACUUAUCCCGCAACUUCGACGAACCUGUAGGACGUGAUGAUGGGUGGUGUGUGUGCUUGUGUAUUCUUCGAUCACGGCCUGCAGUGUCGUGGAAGGCGACGACCUGGCCCAGAGAGGUGCUAGCUGUGGAGAGGGUUUAGGAUACAAUUAAAUUGUAAUUUUUAUAUCAUAAAUAGGCAUACUAUCCCGACGUGUAUACACAACCCCGUUUAAUGGAAAGGAGCAUCUUUUUUUUUGAUGAAUCUGCCAAUAAAGAAGCUUUUAUAUAUGUAACUACGGAGAA
Molecule: messenger RNA, 2423 nt
Organism: Anopheles stephensi (Asian malaria mosquito)
Lineage: Eukaryota; Metazoa; Arthropoda; Insecta; Diptera; Culicidae
Gene: RnrS
Product: ribonucleoside-diphosphate reductase subunit M2
Exons: 5
Coding region: 283-1473 (396 amino acids)
Biological process (GO): deoxyribonucleotide biosynthetic process
Cellular component (GO): cytosol
Molecular function (GO): ribonucleoside-diphosphate reductase activity, thioredoxin disulfide as acceptor
Source: RefSeq, a predicted model, not a curated record